CAAUGGGAGAGGAGCCAUCUUGUUCGAGUCGCCGACGUGGCGGCCGGCUUGUCAGAAGAUUUCUCGUUCAUAAUGAAGGCUUCAGUUUGGCCAUUUAUUGCUGUGAUUGCAUCGCUACAUGUAAUAGCAGCAACGAAAGUGGAAACUUCGACGAGUUCCUACUUAUCAAAGGCUGAGCUUACUCGCCUCAAGAAGGUCUUAGAACCAGGACUUCAACUUAAAGAUAUUUCCGAAGUAUACCAUGCGGUGCUUGGUUAUUCGCUCGCAAAAGAAACUAUUCCGAAUGUGGAAGGUAUCUGCAAAUUUGCUCUAAGUUCAGUUGGAGAUGGAACCAAUGUAGCAGUCGAAACUAUUUUCUAUGCCACGUCUGUCUGGCAAACCACUGGAAAAUGUCAGCCGCUUCCUGUACCUGCCAUCACCAAGGUUCUGACUAAAAUAGUUGAGAAGGAUACUUCUACGAUUCCUGAGUUGUAUUAUGCUGUUGGUGCUUUGAAACAUUUGUCUCAUAAAUUACCUGAAGCUACAAUCACCAAGCUUGUAAAAACGUUACAGAGCGCUUUGAAGAAAGACGAUAGCGUUUCCAACUUAGGAUAUACAUUCCAUAUAGCUGCCGAUUUGGGUUCUCCUGGUGCAUUUGCUUUUGAACGCAUUGAGGAUGCCAUUGUCCAAGCGGAUGAGGUCAAUGGGCAAUACUUGCAGUUUGAAGGUGGUCUUUCCGUUACAAGUCUCGUGGUCAAUGGAGUAUUUAAAUUGUCUUCUUCUUUGAACAAAAAACCUCCACUCACAUCCCAGCAAAUUGUUAAGCUAGCAAACUAUCUCCUAUCUCGAGUUUCUGUACAAACACCCAAAGGCGUAAUUAGCCUUCUCUCUGCAUUGACCACUUUGGCUACGAAUGAAUUCGAGAAACCAACAUGCAUUACCUUGGCGGAAGGAGGCAUGAGUAUUUCUGUGCAACAACCACUGGUCAAAGUUAAGGUCUGUGAUAUUCUUGGCAAUCCUCUUGAAAAGGUGCCAACAGUUACUGCCAAGUCCGUUACAAAGUUGAAAGGGGAAGCUGUUGCUGUAAACAAGAAAAAGUUUGAACCUUCACAGGAAGACAAAACCUUGUUCACGUUGGAUUUGAUGGAUGCCAAGCUGAGUCGAGGUUUCUACCAGAUAUCGAUAUCAGCAGGUUUGGUGUCCAAUACCGUUACGGUCAAGGUGCUUUCAGAAGCUGUGAUAGAUUAUCUGGAAAUUGGAAUCGGUGAUGCUGAUCAAACCACUCAACCAAAACUGAUAAAAGUUAAAUACCCAAACAAGUUGGAGGAAAAAAUUGAAGCCGACUCUCAGCAGAAGCUCGUUAUGAGAUUUGCACUAAAGGAUAGCACAAAGAAAACAAUCAGAACCCAUCAGGCUUUUGUGAAGCUUUCUCCAGCGGCUGAUUCAACUAUAACAAAUAAAGAUCAUGAGAUCAUUUUCGUUGCCGAAACGUCGCUGGAAGUUUACAAAUUUGACAUGCCAGUGGGACCAACUGCUGGAAAUUUUGGUCAUGAAAGUGGGGACUACAAUGUGGAAUUAAUAGUUGGUGACGCAUUGCUGAGCAAUUCUUUCCAGUGGAGAGUGGCAGUUGUGACGUUGAAAUUCCCCGAAGCACCUACAUUUGAUGUCUCGGUCCCAUCCGAUAAAUUUGCACCAUUCCAACAUAAGAAUAAUAUGUAUACACCAAAGCCAGAAAUUAAGCAUAUGUUCCGGGAACCUGAAAAGAGACCCCCUGCAUUUGUGUCCAAUUUGUUCACUGGAUUAUGUCUUGCACCCGUUCUUCUGUUAUUUAUCCUCUGGGCUAAACUUGGAGUCAACAUUUCCAACUUCCCGCUGUCUCUCAGUGCUGUCGUAUUCCACCUAGGAUUGGGCAGUAUUUUCGUUCUCUUCGGAGUCUUCUGGUUGAAACUGAAUAUGUUCGUAACUCUCAGGUAUCUCAUGGGUCUUGGAGUCGUUACGUUCCUCGCAGGCAAUAAAUUGUUGUCGCACAUAGCACGUACUCGUAAAGGACGUUAAUUUUCAUUUAGGAUAAUCAUCGAGAGUGUAUCAUUCUUCUUUUUUUUUUAAUACACGAGCUAAAACCAGAAUAGGUGCAGUGAUACACGUUUGCAAAUAAGUCGUAACUCGUCUAUUUUGUAUAUAAAAGAAGAGGAAGGAAAAAGUGAGAAUAUUAAACGUCCCGAUAACGGUGGGGUAUGAUGAUGAAUCUACUUUGUCAGAAGGUGGCAGAACGUGUACUAGGAUUCGGUAUAGAAUCGAAGUCAUUUCUUUCCAUUAUCAGUCACGGCAUUUCGAGAUUAACUUUUAAGCUUCGAACACGUUAAACGUUCUUGUAAGUAUUCUUAUUUAUGUGAUGACGUGUUCUCGGUAAAAUAAAACUUGCUAAUUUGUAUGUUUAUAA
This is a messenger RNA of Orussus abietinus, 2419 nucleotides long. It is a transcript of the gene OstDelta, whose product is annotated as dolichyl-diphosphooligosaccharide--protein glycosyltransferase subunit 2. Gene Ontology annotation, biological process: protein N-linked glycosylation. The record is from RefSeq and is a predicted model, not a curated record. NCBI's taxonomy places the organism in Eukaryota, Metazoa, Arthropoda, Insecta, Hymenoptera, Orussidae. The transcript is spliced from 11 exons. The coding region runs from base 73 to 2034 and encodes 653 amino acids. Gene Ontology annotation, cellular component: oligosaccharyltransferase complex; membrane.